Molecule: messenger RNA, 3738 nt
Organism: Thamnophis elegans (Western terrestrial garter snake)
Lineage: Eukaryota; Metazoa; Chordata; Lepidosauria; Squamata; Natricidae
Gene: NPLOC4
Product: NPL4 homolog, ubiquitin recognition factor
Exons: 17
Coding region: 90-1919 (609 amino acids)
Biological process (GO): ubiquitin-dependent protein catabolic process
Cellular component (GO): nucleus
Molecular function (GO): ubiquitin binding; ubiquitin protein ligase binding
Source: RefSeq, a predicted model, not a curated record
AUUGGCGGCGCACGAGCAGCGGGGAGGGCGAGUAAGGGGCGGAGCUGCCGGAGCCGGGGCAGGACGAGGGUCGGAACGGCGGCAAGGAUAUGGCGGAGACCAUUAUAAUCCGUGUCCAGUCACCAGAAGGAGUGAAACGUAUUACUGCAACAAAACGAGAAACUGCUGCAACAUUUCUGAAAAAGGUUGCAAAAGAAUUUGGCUUCAGAAAUAAUGGAUUUUCUGUGUACAUCAAUAGAAACAGGACUGGUGAGAUCACAUCCUCUCCCAAUAAAUCCCUCAACUUACUGAAGAUCAAACAUGGAGAUAUGCUAUUUCUUUUUCCAUCAAGCACACCUGGCUCUUCCUCUGAGAACAUGGAUACCUCAAUUUCUCAAGGAACACGUCCACUAGGUGUUCCCCAGGUGGUAGAAGAUGAAAUUGAUCAAUACCUAAUAAAACAGGACGGGAAAAUUUAUAGAAGCAGAGACCAGCAAUUAUGUCGACAUGGUCCAUUGGGCAAAUGUGUACAUUGUGUACCUUUAGAGCCUUUUGAUGAGGAUUAUUUAAACCAUCUGGAACCUCCUGUGAAGCAUAUGUCAUUCCAUGCCUAUAUCAGGAAACUGACUGGAGGUGCAGACAAGGGGAAGUUUGUUGCUCUUGAAAACAUUAGCUGCAAGAUUAAAUCUGGAUGUGAGGGGCAUCCUCCAUGGCCAGAAGGAAUCUGUACCAAGUGCCAGCCAAGUGCUAUCACACUCAACAGGCAGAAAUAUAGACAUGUGGAUAAUAUCAUGUUUGAGAACCAUACAAUUGCAGAUCGUUUCUUGGACUUCUGGAGAAAAACAGGAAACCAACAUUUUGGAUAUCUAUAUGGGAGGUACACAGAACAUAAAGACAUUCCUCUGGGUAUUCGAGCUGAAGUUUCUGCCAUCUAUGAACCUCCACAGAUUGGUACACAAAAUAGUCUAGAGCUCCUGGAAGACCCAAAAGCAGAGGUUGUGGAUGAGAUUGCUGCAAAACUUGGCCUAAGAAAGGUUGGCUGGAUAUUCACAGAUCUGGUUUCAGAGGACACACGGAAGGGGACUGUUCGCUACAGCCGAAACAAAGAUGCCUUUUUCCUUAGUGCAGAAGAAUGUAUUACAGCUGGGCAUUUUCAGAACCAGCAGCCAAACAUAUGCCGCUUGUCUCCAGAUGGACAUUUUGGAUCUAAGUUUGUGACUGUUGUGGCUACAGGGGGUCCUGACAACCAAGUCCACUUUGAGGGCUACCAAGUAUCCAAUCAAUGCAUGGCUCUAGUACGUGAUGAAUGUUUGUUGCCAUGCCGUGAUGCUCCAGAACUCGGCUAUGCAAAGGAAUCCAGCAGUGAACAAUAUGUGCCUGAUGUCUUCUAUAAGGAUAUAGACAAGUUUGGCAAUGAGAUCACUCAGCUAGCUCGUCCUCUCCCUGUUGAGUACCUAAUCAUAGAUAUUACUACCACGUUUCCAAAAGAUCCAGUUUACACAUUUUCUAUUUCUCAAAGUCAAUUCCCUAUUGAGAAUCGUGAUGUACUGGGAGAAACUCAGGACUUCCACAUUCUAGCUACAUAUUUGUCCCAGAAUACCUCUUCUGUAUUCCUUGACAUCAUCUCUGAUUUCCAUCUUCUUCUCUUCUUGGUCACCAAUGAAGUGAUGCCUUUAAGGGAUAGUAUCAGCUUGUUGCUGGAGGCAGUAAGAACCCGGAAUGAGGAUCUCGCUCAGACCUGGAAAAAAUCUGAACAGUGGGCUACCAUUGAGCAGCUUUGCAGCACAGUGGGUGUUCAGUUGCCAGGACUCCAAGAAUAUGGCGCCAUGGGCACUUCAACACAUGCAACAACUUCUUCAAUGUGGGCCUGUCAGCACUGCACCUUCAUGAACCAACCAGGCACAGAUCAUUGCGAGAUGUGUAGCCUCCCACGGAGCUAGGCCCUUUUUGGCUUGGCGAUCGGGGCAGCCAUUACAGACCAACUGGCAGAAAUACAGAGGCAAACCUUUAGCCCGGCAGGAUUGUUCUUCCUCCUGGGACAAUGUACUGUGUGGGGCGGGGCAAGACAAGAAAGGGGGGAAAGGACCCAUAUCACAGGUAUUCAAUUGCCAUUUACAAGGUGGCAGCUUGCAGUUGGAACAGGAUGUCCCAGUGGGAAAAAAAUAAGAUGGCCCCACUGUGCUGCCUUGUCUUUUCUUUGCUCUCAGUAUUGUAGAAAGCCAGAGGUCCUGCUUCCCUUGAGCUGAAGUCGCACAGGUGGCUGAUCAGCUCUGUGGGCUCAUGGCGGUGUGGCCGUUGUCGCCCUGUUAGCUUGCAUGCCACAAGCUUUCCCCGCCUUAAGCUUGUCAGUGAGGCUAGGCAGUAGUGUUGAAGGGAUGACUUGGUCCCCCAGGGCUAGCUUGUGUAAUGUUGUUCUCUUGACAUGCUUUGCAUUUAGCCCCAGAGUUUCUGGCUCACUGGUGCCUGAGCCACAUUGGUCCACUCUCUCAUUGUAGUUUCAACUUGAGUGACGUGUGAUCGCAGGGCAUACUGUGGCUUUAAAGCCCCAGGUUAAACCACGGCACUGGAGAGUGGGGGAAGAACAUCUUUUUCAACCAGGCAGGGAUGUUUCUGGUUGCCACUUCCUCCAUUUCUUGCCCUACAUCCCUAAUGGCAGCAUAUUAAAAUUCCCAGAAUUCCUCAUCUAUGGUUAGCUAAGAGAGAAGAUUAUUUUCAUCCUGGUUUGGCAACGGGAAGCAUAUCCUGUCGCUUCCAGGUUUGGAACCCUACAGCAGCUUCAUUCCAGCUGUGUCAGGACUGGGAAAGCAACAGUUCACAAGCAGUUUUUGUACCAAGUCUCCAUGCACUAUUUUCCCUUUAUAUUUAAAGCAAUUUCCUGGGAUCUAAAGGUAUGAUCGGGCAAAAUAUCUAGGCAUUUUAUUCAUGUCUAUUAAUGAGUACACAGGGAUCAGCACAACAAAAUUAAAUAGAGCAUAUAUUGGAAUGGGAGUUUGUCUUACCUCACUAAAAAGCCUGUGUAAAAAUUACUUUGCCUCUAGAACAUAGUGACUGCAAUAGAAAUGGCCUUGCCUCUAGAACACAACCCUGCCUACUGUUCUCAUAAUCAUAUAUUAGCUGUGCCUCCUAUUCCUUAUUUCUUCUGAUACCUGGGCUCCUCCAUUCAAAAGUGUCCUGAGAUUUCUUUUUUUUUCCUUUUUUUUUCAUUAUCCAAAAUUCCCAGUAUCUCUGCUAGGACUGUUUUAUGUUAAGUCACAAUUGAUUCCCCUUGCAGAAGUAGUCUGCAUAGCAAGCCUAUAUAAUCACUCUGACGAACCUUGCAAUAUUAGAGAGAAAGAUGCCCUUCACGUCAACUCUCUGGUUAUGUGGACAUACAGCCUUUAUUUCUGCCCUUCCAUAGUUUAUAUUCCUUGGUCUUCGUCACCACCAAAAAAAUGUGCCUCCGUCCCAGCUCCAUUUUCAUUCUGGGCACAUAGGACUGGCUUCCAAACACUAGCUGUGAAGGAUGCGGUCUUUGCCUUUCAAGGCAGUUGUAGCUGGGGCUCAUAAACACCCUCUCUGGUCCUAGUUAUUGCUGGCAGGACGUGUGACUUUUGUUUCCUGGGUUUGCAUUUUGACUAGAUUUCUCAAGCUCAAUGGGCUGUAGCCGCUCUUGCUGUUCUUCUUGGUUCUUUGGGUUGCAGAGGUGUAUGUUUGGUUUGGACUGGACUUAACUGAAUAACAGCCCUGCAAAUAAAAACCUAUUAAAAGCAUCCAAAAUGA